This is a messenger RNA of Rotaria sp. Silwood2, 1845 nucleotides long. The record is from the annotation of a GenBank genome assembly. NCBI's taxonomy places the organism in Eukaryota, Metazoa, Rotifera, Eurotatoria, Philodinida, Philodinidae.
AUGAUGAUCAACUCUUCACCACCAUCACAAACAACAACAACAACUGCGCAAUCAGAUUCUACAAAACGUUUACGUUUAACUAUUCCAAGAAAUACUAAAACAGAUUUGUUAACAAAUACAAUAUCACCAGAAAAAAUUGAUGAAAAAAAAAAUCAUAUACAAAAAAAAUCUAUUGAUUGUAAUAAUACAAUGACAACAAUGAAACAACAAUUAUCAGCAUCAAUUGAUAAUGAAAAUGAUACAACUUUAUUAACGACAACAACAACAACAACAACUGUUGAAUUUAAAGUUAAAACAACGAAAACAUCAUCAUCAUCAUCAUCAUCAUCGUCAUCAUCAUCAUCAUCACGAAAACGUAAACUAAAUAUUGUUGAUGAUAUGAUGAAUGCAAAUGAUAAUAAUACUGAUGAUAAUAUUAACAAACAACAACAACAACAAUCAGUUAGUAAGAAAAAGAAAAAACAACGAUCAGCAAAUACUGAUACAAUUACAAAUGAUGAAUCAUCAAAUAAUGAUAAUGAUCAUCAUCAAAUACAUUCAAAAACAGUUGAUCAAUCAUCUGUAACAGAUGAAUCAUCAUUUGGUUCAUGUGAGCCAGGUACAAGUGUAGUUUUACAAGGUAUUGUCUGGAAUGAAACAGAUAAAGGUGUUCUUGUUGUUAAUAUCACUUGGCGUGGCAAGACUUAUGUUGGUGCAUUGCUUAAUACAACUGAACAAAAUUGGGCUCCACCACGUUAUAAAUCCGAUGUUCGUACAACAAAACAUAAUCGUCAUAAUCAUCAUCAUAAUCAUAAUCGUGACUAUUUAUUAACAUCAACAACAUCAUCAUCACAUUCAUCGGUUCAUUUACAAUCAAACAAUGAUUUAUUAACAAAUGAACCGGCUGAAAGAAUUUUACGUAAUGGUAAACGUCGAGGUACAUAUACAACAGUAACACCAAGUCCAACAACAAAAACAAAUUCAUUUAAAAUACCUGAAGCACCACCAACAAGAACAGAUGAAAUAUUGGCAACAGAAAAACUUAUUGAUAAUUGUUUGGGUGCACCAUCAUCAUCAUCAACAAGUAUUAAUGAUGAAGAUGAUACAAAUUCCAUAUCAGGUGAAAAAACUCUUGUUAGAAAUGGUGUUGAUGAUGAAACAGGUGAUAAUUGUUCAAGUCGAAGUGUUAGUCCAACAACAAGUGGUGCAAGUACAACAUCGUCAAGUCCACCACCAUUAAUACAAGAUAAAACUAUAUUACCAUCAACAACAAAUAAUAUUGAACAACAUCAACAUCAACAACAACCUCAACCAACAUCAACAUCAUCAUCGAUACCUAUUGAUUUAUCAAAUUCAAGAACGACAAUCAAAAUUGAAGAAAAUUCAUUAUCAUCUUAUAACUCAAUUAUUCAAACACCAUCAUCAUCAAAAUCUUUAUCAUCAGCAGUAACGCCUUCAUUUUUAUCAUCAUUUACAACUAAAACAUCAAAAUCAAAAACAAAAGAAACAUUAUCAGCACCACCGUCAUUACUAUCACCACAUCCAUUUAGUAAUGGAAUGCUUUUUUCACCACCGGCUAAUCCAUCCGGUUAUUAUCCUCCACCGCCACCGUCGUUUUUACAUGGACCGCCAAAUCCAUUUGGUUUAUCGCCAUUUCAUCCACAUCAUCACUCACCAACAUCAUCAUCAUUACACAGCAAUAAUAACAAAAAUAAACUAUCACCAUCAUCAUCAUCGCCAUCCGCUAUUUCACCUUCAUCUUAUUUAUCGAUACCUCCACAACUUUAUUUUAAUCCAUUGACAGCUCCCCGUUUUCCAUCUGCCUGUUCUUCUCCUUCAUCUUCUUUAUCUAAAUCGUCACGCUAG